AUGGUGAAAAAGGCAAAAAAGGUUAGCACUUUGAAGCUAUUCGAGUUAAAAUACGUUAAUAAAUCCAAUUAUAAGCAGCCUCAGCUUAUAAAUCGGGUUUGUAUUUCUAAUUCCGCCUAUCUUCGUGAGAAUAAUAACGAAUUUUACAGUACGCUUUUUAAAGUUUCAAAUACUUUCCAUCUCGAUUUUAUCCAAAUAAAGCUACUAGACUUAUUACUUCGGGCUUGUAACAAGCAGAAAAUCAAUAGCCUAGAGGAAUUCUUAAUUAUAGCCUCCAUUUUGAUAAAGAAAACAGUAUCAUUUCAUUGGAAAGAGUAUGAAAAAUUCUGCAGAAAAGUUUUGGAAAAUUAUGAUCAAAGGGUUUUAAUAUGGAUUUUUUCACAUGCGCCUAAUUUAAGAAUUUCUAUGUCAGCUCAUUAUAGAAGAAGUGAUGAGGAAGAGACUGGGAUACCUAUGAGUGAUAUUCAAGCAAUUGAAAGAGACUUCAACGGCUAUAUUUCAAAGUUGGCACUAAAAUUGAUAUUAAGGCAGCUUCAUGCUGUUUUGGGAUUUUAA
Blepharisma stoltei is the source of this 555-nucleotide messenger RNA. Lineage: Eukaryota; Ciliophora; Heterotrichea; Heterotrichida; Blepharismidae. The record is from the annotation of a GenBank genome assembly.